Messenger RNA from Menidia menidia (Atlantic silverside), 1176 nucleotides. NCBI's taxonomy places the organism in Eukaryota, Metazoa, Chordata, Actinopteri, Atheriniformes, Atherinopsidae. The record is from the annotation of a GenBank genome assembly.
GGGAGGAAGAUGAUGUUCUGAGGGGGGUGGGCACCUUUGGCUCUACAAAACCUCCGCAGCAUCCCAGUUGAUGCCCCAGCAUCCAGCCUCAGCCAAAGGGACAGACGCAAGAGGAAGAGAAUCCCCCUCCCAAUUCCAUCACAGAGCCAGCGCGAGGAGGAGGAGCCAGCCGAGUGAGAAACUGAUGCUCCCAGCAGGUGCCAACAAGUGAGAAGAAGCUGAGAGACAAAAGGUGGGAGAUGGAGAAGAGUCUGUGAGAGCAGAGGACAACCAGAGCUUUUGAGGAAAAAAAAAACACGGUGUUUCCAGUUUCUGUGCUGCUGCUGCUCCCCGUCUCCACUGACAUGCUGUGUGCUGCGCUGCUUUGUGCCACCCUGCUCCUCCUGACUCCCUUUGAGAUCUCAGAAGCACGCGCUCUGCAUCCUUCUCCCGAUGCUGUGCAGUUCAUGGAGCAGUUUCUGGAGCGCUAUAAUGACCUUCUGACUCUGGAUGAUCUGGAGAACCUGUUGAACAGCCAGUCGGAGGAGCAGUCCACCGUUCCCUCUGGGGGCAAAGCCGCCGAGCGCCCCAAGUGGGCCGAUGAGCAGACGCAGCCGGAGACGCCCUGGCUCCGGCUGCUGAAGGGCGCCCUGGCCAAUCAGAAGCGAGCGGAACCGGACCGCUUACGGAGGGGAUGGAACCGGGGGUGCUUUGGCCUGAAACUGGAUCGGAUUGGGUCCAUGAGCGGAUUGGGCUGUUAGUGGAGAAAUGAGGCAGAAAGUAAAGACUGGUGACAUCCUUCUUAUAGAAUAAAAAUAAAAAAAGCAAAGCAUUCACCUGCAGAGAAGGAUGUAAACAUCUAGGCGAUGUGUAGUAUGGUGUAAACUUUCAGUGUCGCUAAUGUGGUUCCAUAGAGCAUAGAGCAGAUGCUUCUUACUUUGUUCCCAAUGUAAGAGUAAAAGUGAUUAUUAGAACGUGUUAGACACGUUUCCAUCAAUUUCUCAUCCUGGACGGUUGAUUCUGUGUUUUUUGUUUUGUCUGCGUACAGUAAAUGUGGAGGUGUUCUGACAUUUUGUGUUUUUUAAAAAGCAUCUGUAAUGGACGUGGAAAUCCAAAGAUGAUGGCACCUGUUAUUCCUGCGGCUUAUUUUUAUGUUCCCCUUUGAUUUGCAUGAAUAAAUGGAUUUGACAUUUGUGG